AUGCAGAUGACUGGUAAAAAAGAGCUUCGCCAUACAGCUCAGCUCCCUCUUCACCACAACGGACCGCUUCCAGAAGCCUCCAGUCAGGCUCUCUUUGCUGACAGUCAGGCGCACAUCUGGGCGUUGGAAGCACUGUCUUACCUCGUUCAAGCCUCAUUCACAGAAGACCAGUUUGGGGUGGUUCAAACUACAUUACCCAGCAUUCUUGGCGCCAUGCUGCUUUUGCAAGAGGCUGUAGACCGACACUUCAAGCUGCCUCAUGCUUCCAGUAAGCCCGUCAGGUCGAGCAGCAGCAUGGGGGACUCCACCUACAAAACGCUGCGCUUUGCUCUCAGGGCCACACUCAAGACCGCCAUUUACAGGAUAACCACCACCUUUGGAGAUCACUUAAAUGCUGUGGAGCUGUCUGCAGAGCACCGGAAAAGACUGCAGCAGUUUUUGGAGAACAAGGAAUAAGACUCUGUACCUCGGCUUCAGUUCCAUCAGUUUCUUGUUUGCGUGUUUGAACACACGAACUAAAAGAAAGUAGUGCCCCUUUUUAUUCCUGGUCUGCCAUGUUGUGGAUUGUAUUUGGCAUGGAGCAUGAACAGGAAGUACAACUUGCCGACGUGAUGGACUACAAGAGCCUUCUGGGAUUCGGUUCCAACAGUUCUCCCUCUCUCAGAAGUAUUGGCUUUUGAAAAUUGGAUCCAAAUAGACUUUUUAAAUUGUAAUAUGUAAAGGGCUACUUGUGCCAUUUCCUUCCGUUUUCACAUUUUAUUUUGUAUAAUG
This is a messenger RNA of Nematolebias whitei (Rio pearlfish), 771 nucleotides long. RefSeq names its product nucleoporin NDC1. The record is from RefSeq and is a predicted model, not a curated record. Gene Ontology annotation, biological process: nuclear pore organization. The transcript is spliced from 5 exons. Bases 1 to 456 code for a protein of 151 amino acids. Lineage: Eukaryota; Metazoa; Chordata; Actinopteri; Cyprinodontiformes; Rivulidae. Gene Ontology annotation, molecular function: protein-macromolecule adaptor activity. Gene Ontology annotation, cellular component: nuclear pore transmembrane ring.